Messenger RNA from Kogia breviceps (pygmy sperm whale), 3350 nucleotides. NCBI's taxonomy places the organism in Eukaryota, Metazoa, Chordata, Mammalia, Artiodactyla, Physeteridae. The record is from RefSeq and is a predicted model, not a curated record.
GCCUGGGUGCUGCGCUGUGGGGGGCACAGGAGGAGCCUGGCACCCACCUUCAGGGACCCCUUGCCUGGGGCGAACCUGAGAAUCUCAGUCUCAUCUGGCGUGGCCUGGUGCCCAGCCAGGUAUAAUGGGGGGUGUAGGGGAGACAGCACUGCAUACUCUGGGGCUGAGCUCGGGAGGUUAGUAUGACUGGAAUAAUCAAGGGAGGCCUCCCUGGAGGGCCCAGGGGCACCAAGGCAGAAACAUUCAGAAAGGCUCCUGGGGGAGGUGGGGAGUUGCUGGAGCCAUCCUUGAGAUAAGGAGCAGAAAGGUGGGUGGAAAUUCCAGGUAGCAGGGACCCCCUACAGCAUACAUUUUUCAAGUCCACUGGGGGCUUUCAUAUCCACUGGGUGCUUAGCCAGGUAAUUCGGGCUCUGCAACCCCACCUGUGUAAGGGGGACACCAGCCACGGCACCAGCCCAUAGAGUAACGGUUAAUUGCAGCUGUGCCAACAACGAGCUCGGCACGGCGCAUGUCGGCGCUGAUAGUGUUCUGUUACCCUGAACUUUGUCUUUAUUGUUUUCGUCGUCAUUGUCACGCCCCAGGGCCCCUGGGGGCUGCACUGGGCUGGGACGGUUAUGACCACUUCCCAGUUGAGGACACGGAGGUGGCGGGAGCAGAGAAAGUACUUCUCCGGGGUCACAGCUGGCCCCUGAGCUGCCUCCACUGCAGUCCCCUCCUCAGCCGAUUCGGUGCCCCUCAAGCCUGAUGCCCCUCCUCCUCCUUCAACCCCGCGGCGCUUCCCUUGCACCCGGGUGGGCCCCCGGGUCUAGGUUGGCCCAUUUGUCCUGCCUCUUCGGCCCCGCCCCAGGCCCCUUCUUGGGCCGAGUGCGCACUUCUUCCUGGAGAUAGAAGGGUUCGAGCCCAACCCCACUGUUACCAACACCUCUCCCCUCAUCUUCUCCAAGCCCAUGGAUUCCAACAUCCGGCAGUGCCUCCCAGGCAGCUGUGAUGACAUGGACUCCCCACAAUCUCCUCAGGAUGACGGGAGAGAGACCCCAUUUAAUCACAGCUGUCACAGUGCAAACCUGGCCAAGCAAGAGCAGAGGCACAGAAAGAAGUGGCUGAAGAAACGCAUCUUUGUGGCUGUGUCGGAGGGCUGCGUGGAACAACUGAUGGAGCUGCUGCUGGAGCUGCAGGAGCUUUGUGAGCAGUGCCACGGCCUGGAUGUGCCUGACUUCCUCAUGCGCAAGCUGACGGCCUUGGACACGGGGAAGACCUGCCUGAUGAAGGCCUUGUUAAACAUCAACCCCAACACCAAGGAGAUCGUGCGGAUCCUGCUUGCCUUCGCUGAGGAAAACGACAUCCUAGACAGGUUCAUCAACGCCAAGUACACGGAGGAGGCCUACGAAGGGCAGACGGCGCUGAACAUCGCCAUCGAGCGGCGGCAGGGAGACAUCACCGCGGUGCUCAUCGAGGCCGGCGCCGACGUCAACGCCCACGCCAAGGGCGUCUUCUUCAACCCCAAGUACCAGCACGAAGGCUUCUACUUUGGCGAGACACCCCUGGCCCUGGCAGCCUGCACCAACCAGCCCGAGAUUGUGCAGCUGCUGAUGGACAACAAGCAGACAGACAUCACCUCGCAGGACUCACGGGGAAACAACAUCCUCCAUGCUCUGGUGACGGUGGCUGAGGACUUCAAGACGCAGAAUGACUUCGUCAAUCACAUGUACGACAUGAUCCUGCUGAGGAGUGGCAACCGGGAGCUGGAGACCAUGUGCAACAAUAACGGCCUCACGCCGCUGCAGCUGGCCGCCAAGAUGGGCAAGGCCGAGAUCCUGAAGUACAUCCUCAGCCGUGAGAUCAAGGAGAAGCGGCUCCGGAGCCUGUCCAGGAAGUUCACCGACUGGGCCUACGGGCCGGUUUCAUCCUCGCUCUAUGACCUCACCAACGUGGACACCAUGACCGACAACUCGGUGCUGAAAAUCAUCGUCUACAACACCAACAUCGAUAACCGGCACGAGAUGCUGACCCUGGAGCCCCUGCACACGCUGCUGCAUAUGAAGUGGAAGAAGUUUGCCCGGUACAUGUUCUUCCUGUCCUUCUGCUCCUAUUUCUUCUACAACAUCACCCUGACCUUCAUCUCUUACUACCUCCCCCGGGAGGAGGAGACCCGGACAAACCCCUUGGCCGUCACAUACAAGAUGGGGUGGCUGCAGCUCUUAGGAAGGAUGUUUGUGCUCAUCUGGGCCACGUGCAUUUCUGUGAAAGAGGGCAUCGCGAUCUUCCUGCUGAGACCAUCAGACCUGCAGUCCAUACUCUCGGAUGCCUGGUUUCACUUUGCCUUUUUUGUCCAAGCUGUGCUUGUGAUACUGUCUGUCUUCUUGUACUUGUUUGGCUACAAAGAGUACCUCGCCUGCCUCGUGCUGGCCAUGGCCCUGGGCUGGGCGAACAUGCUCUACUACACGCGGGGGUUCCAGUCCAUGGGCAUGUACAGCGUCAUGAUCCAGAAGGUCAUUUUGCAUGAUGUUCUGAAGUUCUUGUUUGUAUAUAUCGUGUUCUUACUUGGAUUUGGAGUAGCCCUGGCCUCGCUGAUCGAGAAGCGUUCCAAGGUCAGUGAGAACUGCAGCUCCUAUGGCGGCUUCAACGACAUGGUGCUGGAACUCUUCAAGCUCACCAUAGGCCUGGGUGACCUGAAAAUCCAGCAGAACUCCAAGUACCCCAUCCUCUUCCUGUUCCUGCUCAUCACCUAUGUCACCCUCACCUUUGUCCUCCUCCUCAAUAUGCUCAUUGCCCUGAUGGGGGAGACUGUGGAGAACGUCUCCAAGGAGAGUGAGCGCAUCUGGCACCUACAGAGAGCCAGGACGAUCUUGGAGUUCGAGAAAAUGUUACCAGAGUGGCUGAGGAGCAGAUUCCAGAUGGGAGAGCUGUGUAAAGUGGCAGAGCAAGAUUUCCGACUGUGUUUGCGGAUCAACGAGGUGAAGUGGACUGAAUGGAAAACUCACGUCUCUUUCCUCAACGAAGAUCCGGGGCCCGGGAGACGGACAGCAGAUUUCAACAAAAUCCAAGAUUCUUCCAGGAGCGACAGCAAAACUACCCUCAAUGCAUUUGACGAAAUAGAUGAAUACCCGGAAACUUCAGUGUAGAAGCAGAACCCAGAGCUCGUGUGCAUGUGGGCCGUCUGAGGCUGGAGGCUGGGUCUUGGACUUGGUGCGGCGGGCUUUGCAGAAUGAUGGAGCCUGGCUCCACCUGCAGAGAUGAGGAAAGCACCCUCAUGCUGGACAGGUGACUGAACCGAGGGGCAGUUGUCAGUUUGAGUGGGAAACACCCUGGACUUUGUUAUUCGGCAAAGAGUUUCUAUAAACCCGCGGCCA